This is a messenger RNA of Thlaspi arvense, 1083 nucleotides long. The record is from the annotation of a GenBank genome assembly. NCBI's taxonomy places the organism in Eukaryota, Viridiplantae, Streptophyta, Magnoliopsida, Brassicales, Brassicaceae.
UUGAGUUUUAAUGUCGGUGCAUAAAAUUCCGAUUUGAAUGGAAUCAUUUUCGAUUUAACGGACAAAGAAAAAGAAAAGUAACCAUUUGAAGAGAAGCUAACAAUAGCAUCCUCUGAGUCUUCUUCUCACGAUCACGAACGGUUAUCAUGAAGCUUCUUGAAAUUCAUUUCGAAGGAGUACUGAAGCAGUUGGAACUUAAGUGAUGCAUUGAAGCAGUCAAGCCUGAUCCUAUGGCACUCUCAGAGUUUCAUUUUAUGUUCUGAGUUAAGCCUGCAGGACAAGCACACUCUAGAGUUCUCCAGCAAAUCAAGUUGAGAUUGAAGAAAAAUUUGAAUAUCUACGUGUUGACUUGACCACAAAGAAAAUGAAUAUAUAAGGACUGUGAAGUACUAUGAAUAUGUGCGGAAAAAAGGCCAAUUUCGACUUGAACUAAGAUUGUCGAAUAGAUAAAGCCAUGGAGACGUAUCAAAAAGGGCUGAAACAUGAUCCCAAGAACUAAGAGUUGCUUGAUGGUGUUAGAAGAUGUGUAGAACAGACGCCAGAAGAAUUGAAGGAGAGAUAGGCAAAGGCAAUGCAAGAUCCAGAAGUUCAGAAUAUAUUGUCGGAUCCGGUGAUGAGACAGGUACUGGUGGAUUUUCAAGAGAAUCUGAAAGCUGCACAAGAGCAUAUGAAGAACUGAUGGUGAUGAACAAGAUACAGAAGCUUGUUAGUGCUGGUAUUGUUCAGGUCCGGUAAAUUGGUUAUGCUAAACCGGAAUGAAACGAAGAUGUGUCUUUGGUUAAAUAAAAACUGAGAUUCUGAUUUGGUUUGGGUCAAGUUUGAUGAGUUAUUAUCGUAUGAACCAAUUUUAUGUUCUCUUAACUUUUUCUUGGAUUUUAUGUUUACUUAGCUUUCUAAAAGAAUUUUCUAGUUGUGUUUGAAAAUUUAAAGCUAAAAAGCUGUAAAGCCUUCACGUGCAAAGCCAAGAAGGAAGAAGAUGAACACGAAAAAAUGAAACUACGUUGUUUUGUGUGUUGUUUUGUAAAAAUUAAAACAACAUCGUUUUGAGAUGAAUCGAGCAAAUGUCAAUGCCAAGGUGGCAUU